CAUAAAUAACUGAUUAGUCAAAUUAGUUGCGAAGAGUGUUUGUGCAAAAAUGUUAUUAAUUAUUUAAAACAUUUCAUUUCUGUAUUGUGAAAUUUAUUAAUUAAAUCUUUGUAACAUUUCUUAUACUACAUUGUAUGUCAACCUUAAAGAACUCUCCGUUAUCUAAGUUACCUUUGACACAUGAUUAAUGUGUCAGCUGUCAGUCAAUUGUUUGAUGUACUUUGACCAAACAGAGUACAUACAUAAAUAUGAAUUAGGAGACACGUGAUAGAUUAUAAAUAUUAACUUUUAAAUUUGAAAUACUGUAAGCUUUUUGAACUGUUAUAUUUAGUCAAUAUGGGUAACAGAUCCAGCUUACUUUUACGCGAAGAAGAAAUAGCGCAAAUCCAAGAAGCUACUGGAUUUACUCCAAAUCAAAUUGAACGUCUGUACAGUCGUUUUACUAGUCUUGAUCGCGGAGAUUGUGGAACUUUGAGCAGGGAAGAUUUUCUCAGAAUUCCAGAAUUGGCAAUCAAUCCUCUUGGUGAUAGAAUUGUAAAUGCUUUUUUCGAAGAAAGCGGUAAUGAUAGAGUCAAUUUUCUACAAUUUAUGCAAGUGCUGGCUCACUUUAGACCCAUUAAAAAGAAUAGUCCCAAUAGGUUAAAUUCUAGGCAAGAAAAAUUGAAAUUUGCUUUCAAAAUGUACGAUUUAGAUAAUGAUGAUUUGAUAUCCAAAGAUGAACUUUUAGCUAUUUUGCAUAUGAUGGUUGGUGCAAACAUUAGUGAGGAACAGUUAACUAGCAUUGCAGAACGCACCAUAGUAGAGGCAGAUGAGAAUGGUGAUGGAAUGAUAUCGUUUGAAGAAUUCUGCAAAGCUCUGGAACGAACAGAUGUUGAGCAAAAAAUGUCUAUAAGGUUUCUCAGUUAAUAUGUUUGAUUAAUUUCUUUAAUACUGCACAAUUUACUGAUGAGUUGGAUGUACUGAUGGUUGUAUUAAAUGUAACAGUUCAUUUUUUCACAGAUAAUCUCAUUUAUUUUACAUAAAAAGGGAAGUCAAAACAGUUAUCAAUGUAUUGAAAGGUGAAUCAUUAAAUUUUAUUCCUCCUAUAAAUUUUAUGAAAACAUUUAUAAUUUUAAUUAAUAAAAAACUUGUACACUUAUAUAUCAUUUUUAUGUUUAAUAAUGUAUAAAUUUCAUAGAUAUUACAGAUUUUGACAACCUACUCUUUACAAUGUCUAAUUAGUUACACGAUUUGUUACUCAUUUUACAAUCUUCCAAAAAGUGACAAGGUCUACUCUUAUAAUACCAUUGAAAAAUAAGUUAUACUACUGUUGACGCAUUUUAAAAAAUUGGGGUA
Messenger RNA from Megachile rotundata (alfalfa leafcutting bee), 1335 nucleotides. RefSeq names its product calcineurin like EF-hand protein 1 elm (gene elm). The record is from RefSeq and is a predicted model, not a curated record. Gene Ontology annotation, molecular function: calcium ion binding. Lineage: Eukaryota; Metazoa; Arthropoda; Insecta; Hymenoptera; Megachilidae.